GGGGUCUUGAACGUGGCAUCAAACAGCUACAAUCAUGGCGGCGUAGUAACAACUUUUGCUGCGAUGCGGUUACAAUAUAUCAUUCAUUUAUGAAGUAUCGUCCAAGUUUGCAUUAUCGAGGCUUCAAAGUUACUUUGUAAUGUUUUAAGACUUUGUUUACGUGCGCUACAUAUUACAAAUGGCUGCGUGGGCUGGCUUUUCUGACGAAGAGUUGCGGAGGCUACAGAUGAAGGAUCAACCAGCGUCGAACCCUGGGCAAGUGCAAGGACGAGGCCGCAAACCAACUCAAACUUCCCGUAGUAGGCAACAGCUGCAGCGGGAGAGGGCGUUGAAACUUGCAACUCAAGUGACAGAUGGCUCUGACGCAUUACCUGCCGAACAGAAGCUCACCAAGCCCCAGGUGAAGCCCACGCCUGUUAGUAAGACUCCUUCCAGCCCACCUGCAUCCUCAUCACAGCCUGUUGUUAACAGCAGGAAGGAGGAGCCUGUGGUGAUGACGACAAAGCAAAGUGCCGUCAGCAACCAUGCACCUCCUGAACCACCACCACCUGAAAUUGCACCGCCUGUGGUCAUGGAGCUGGAGAAGGAGGAAGUGGAAUUGAGGGAGAAAACUCGCCUGGAGAAACUGCAGGAGGAGCAGCGAGUGAUGGAGGAGAAGAACAAACAGAAGAAGGCUCUCCUGGCCAAAACCAUCGCAGAGAAGUCCAAGCAGACCCAGGCUGAGGCAGUGAAACUGAAGCGUAUCCAGAGGGAGCUGCAGGCGCUGGAUGACUCCGUGUCCAGUGACAUCAACAUCCUCCGCAAGCUCAUCGAGCAGGCCAGCCUGGACUACUCCACAGCCUGGAAGCGUUUUGAGCGCGCGGAGGCGGAGUACGUGGCAGCGAAGCUGAGUCUGCACCAGCGCACCGAGGCCAAGGAGCAGCUGACGGAGCACCUGUGUGCCAUCAUCCAGCAGAACGAGCUACGCAAGGCCGCCAAGCUGGAGGAGCUCAUGCAGCAGCUGCAGCUCAGCGGAGACUUGGACCCAGCCGACGUAGAGGCCCUGCAAGCACCAGCACCUGGGGGAAACCCCCAAACCCCACAAUUGCCCGGGGGAGACCCCAAAACCCUCCAGACGCCUGGAGGAGAUCCCAAAACCACUCCACCGCCUGGGCCAGGGGGAGACAGUAAUGCCUCUCGCCAAGCAGCGGAAGGGGGCGACAGUGCUCAAACACCUGGGGGCGACUCCAGAUCUCAUCAGUCAGCUGGGGGAGAGCCCAACACCACCCAGCCACAGGACAGCCUGGCUCCCCAGCAAGAGCCAGGAGCCGGGGCCGGGGCAGGGGUACUGUCCUCUCCCCCCACCCAGGGCCCUGCACCAGCACCGGGCGGCGAUUCCUCCAGCGCUCCCCUGGUGGAGCCAGUCAGUGGACAUGAGAGCCAGGGCAGUAAGCCGCAGCAGCAGAACGGUACAGAGGCCAGCCAGGCACCUGGGGGUGGGGGACAGUUACAGGACCCAGGGGCUACUGCCCCCCAGGACCAAUCCCCACAAAGUACUCUGGUCCCACAAGACACUCCCACCUCUCCAUCAUGAGAGUACAGUAAAUAUUGCAGUGUGUAUUUAACACUUAGGGAGUCCAUAUAACACUCUACUAGUGUGUAUUUGGUCCCAGAGUACUCUCUGCGUGUUGAAUAAACACAGCAUUAUUUUACUGUGUGGGACACUGAGAUCAAUGCCACCGGCACUUUUUUUUUUAAAGAAAUUAUUUUCUAGAUUUUUAUGCAUAUAUACUUUAUACUUUUAUACAUGUUAUGUAAAGGUGAGAACAAAGGUUACUUGUCAAAACCAGGUAUUCAGGGAGACGCAUAUUUAUAUGUCUGUGGGUGUGUCUGAAUGUGUGUUGGAGUUCACUAAGUCCUCUUGUAAUGACAGCAGUGGUUGAGUCGUUUCUGUGAUCAUAGCAGUACUGUGGAGAUGGCUAUAUUAUUGCAAAUGCCUGUCCUGACCAAUCAUUUUCCCCCAGCCACAGUCCUCUUUGUAGCUGCAUGAAGACAUGGAGCAUGUGGAUUUUUUUUGUCCCAUCUGUUCAUGGAUUCUCAACUAUUUUGCCUACUGUGACACUAAACCUAUACACUGAAGGCAGAAUGACAUUUUCUGGGUAAUGUUCACGUCCACUUUCAUGGCAAAGAAUGCCAUGGCUUUCCACAGUAAAAGUGCUGUUUAUGACAUAA
Messenger RNA from Engraulis encrasicolus (European anchovy), 2211 nucleotides. It is a transcript of the gene gorab, whose product is annotated as golgin, rab6-interacting. Gene Ontology annotation, biological process: non-motile cilium assembly. Lineage: Eukaryota; Metazoa; Chordata; Actinopteri; Clupeiformes; Engraulidae. The transcript has 6 exons. The record is from RefSeq and is a predicted model, not a curated record. Bases 179 to 1573 code for a protein of 464 amino acids.